AUUACUGUAUUCUUGUUAGUUCAUGAUAAAGUUUAGUGAGGUUAUCUAAUCUAGCACGGUAGAGAACGUCGAGAAGGAUUACCUAACCUAGCCAAGUUUUCUUCAUAACAAGGACCUCUCGAUUUUGGAUUAAAAUGACAGCUAUAAAAGUGCAUGGUGGUAUCGAUAUUUUAAGACUACCGGUAAAUGAGGAGGAACAUAUUUGCCCUCCAUGGCGUAUCAAGUACACCCAAUCUCAUAUACUCCAUUCUAAAUGUUCCAAAAGCGAGAAUGGCUGCGGUACCGACGACACAAAUGCCUGUCAAUUUUGCGUAUAUAAUAAUGCAUUAGAAUUGCCACAUAUGCCAGAUAUGGUGUUUCCUAAUAAUGUGUUAUCUCUGAAGCAUGAAGAUGGAGCAUUGCUGCAAUUUAAUGCUUUAGAUGCUUUAAAAUAUGUUUCUAAUGGAAAAAUUAAUGUGCAGCUUGCUUGUGCAGAAGCAUGGAAAGAAUCGAGAGCAGAAAGUAGUGAAUAUUUAGAAGAAAAGAUUAAACCUUUUGAUUGGACAUUUACUACUAAUUAUACUGGUACAAUAUCUGGUUUCAAAAUCGAAGAAACAAAUGAGAGAAUUGAUAUAGAUAAAUUAAGACAGAGGGAUAAGAUUAUGUUUUAUCAUGAUUUAACAUUGUUUGAAGAUGAACUUCAUGAUAAUGGCAUUGCUGUUAAUUCAGUCAAAAUUAGAGUCAUGCCUACCAGUUUUUUUAUACUAUUACGGUAUUUUCUUAGAAUCGAUAAUGUAAUGCUAAGAAUAAAUGAUACACGUAUUUACCACGAAUUUGGGAAAACUUAUUUAUUGCGUGAGUUUACAUCACGAGAAGCUAAAGUUCAAGAUAUCCGUGUUUCCCCGGCACUUUUCUUGGAACCAAGUACGAUAGCACCUCAUUUGCCAUUAAUUAGAAGUCGAUAUGACAAGCUUAUGGUACCUGAAAAAGAAGAAGUUAAAUUAAACGAAGAUACAGCUGCACAAAAUAUGAUUAUGACUGAAACAAAAUUAGUACAUUCUGAUGAACAUACAGCAGACAGUUCUAUUACUUAAAUUUUGUGUUAAGAUUUUAAUGUUA
Trachymyrmex cornetzi is the source of this 1098-nucleotide messenger RNA. Its product is annotated as TIP41-like protein. The transcript is spliced from 6 exons. Gene Ontology annotation, cellular component: cytosol. Gene Ontology annotation, biological process: TOR signaling. Bases 135 to 1073 code for a protein of 312 amino acids. Lineage: Eukaryota; Metazoa; Arthropoda; Insecta; Hymenoptera; Formicidae. The record is from RefSeq and is a predicted model, not a curated record.